Acanthosepion pharaonis is the source of this 468-nucleotide messenger RNA. NCBI's taxonomy places the organism in Eukaryota, Metazoa, Mollusca, Cephalopoda, Sepiida, Sepiidae. The record is from the annotation of a GenBank genome assembly.
AUGAAUUUCAAGGAAGUUCCUUUCUUUCUUUCUUUCUUUCUUUCUUUCUUUCUUUCUUCUUCGUUUCUUUCUUUCUUUCUUCCUUGCUUUCAUUCUUUCUUCCUUCCUUCCUUCCUCCCUUUCUUUCUUUCUUUCUUUCUUUCUUUAUUUAUUUCCUUCCUGCCUUCUUUCCUUUCUUUCUUUCCUUCCUUCCUUUUUUCUUUCUUUUUUCUUUCAUUCCUUCUUUGCUUCUUUCAUUCUUUCUUUCUUCCAUUCUUUCUUCAUUCCUUCCAUUCUUUCUUCUUUCUUUCUUUUCUUUCUUUCUUUCUUUCUUUCUUUGUCCCUUCUUUCUUUCUUUCUUUCUUUCUUUUUUUUCAUUCCUUCCUUCCUUCCUUUCUCCCUUUCUUUCUUUCUUCCUCCCGUUCUUUUCUUUCUUUCUUUCUUUCUUUCUUUCUUCUUUUAUCUCUACUACAUUCUAUAUAUGAUUGA